AUGACCGUAGCGGAAAAAACCGCAGUCCCAGCGACAACUCUCGCGACCAAUGCCCCAGACUCCAUGGACUUGGAUCCGUCGGCGCUAAAAACUCCAGUCCAGAGAAUGGAUCCAGCGACCAUAGCUUCGGAAGCGAUGGACGUGGAUCCCGUAGCUUCGACCUCUUCGGUGGAUAUCCAGUUACUCUGCAAGUUGCCGGAGAAACAGGCUAUGUCCAAAGAAGAGAAAAUCAAGCUCCUGGUCAAAGAGCACAUACACCUUUGGAAGAGGUGCUUAGUAGCCAAACAGUCCGGCUCGAUGGAGGAUCUCAAAAUUCUACUCCAUCAAGCCCAGGACAGCCAAAAAGUAUUACAAAAACUCAUCUCCAAACAAGAAUUGGAGGAAUUCGUCAAGGGCUGGAACCCAUGGACGAUAAAGAAGGAGCUCUUUCCCCAAGAAAAAAGAGAGGGGAAGAAGCGCAGCUCCUCUUCCAAAGUGAAGAAAGAGGUGUACAACAACCCUCUCCGAUGGAAGAAGGUCAUGCGCGGCUGCAACACUCUCGAAGCAGCCUACCGCCACAUGGCGGAUUAG
Molecule: messenger RNA, 570 nt
Organism: Puccinia graminis f. sp. tritici CRL 75-36-700-3
Lineage: Eukaryota; Fungi; Basidiomycota; Pucciniomycetes; Pucciniales; Pucciniaceae
Exons: 1
Coding region: 1-570 (189 amino acids)
Source: RefSeq, a predicted model, not a curated record